AUGGUGGCCGGCAGGCGUGGGUGCAGGCAGGAGACCCGGGAAGGAAGCGAUGUGAAGGCCGCGCAGGGCAGUGAGGUGUGGGUGCGGCUCAGCGAGCACCCGCCGACAGCCGAACUGCCCCGCAACAGGCGUGGGGUAAAGCAGCACACGUGGGAGGGGAAUCGCGCCUUCAACCAAAGCAAGAGCCUCUCCAAAGACAUCUCACUGUCUCCAGUUGAUGUACUUGUCGGUUUCGAUGUAGUCUCCCUGUUCACCAAGGUACCUGAUACCAUUGCAAUCAUUGAAGACUUGGUCCAACAGGGACUGAAUCCAGAUGUACCAACUUUGAGAUUUGUUCAUGAAGCCAUCCAGAUAUAUAAACACAGACACAACUUCAACCAAGAAGAUGGGUACAGACUGAGCAAUCAUUGGAAGGACGUUAUUAACCAGAGAGAUGAUAUAGUCAUCCUCUCGGCAGACAAGGGCAAUGCCACGGUCAUCAUGGAUAAAGAUUCAUACAACAACAAAAUCCUGGACCUUCUUAAUGAUGGGAGUUACUCCAAAAUUAAAAACGAUCCCACUAAAAGCCUAACGACAAAAACCAACAGUAUCAUCACGAGUUCGACUUCCCUAAUCGAACCAAGCAAACGUCCCUCUCUAAAACCAUCGGCGGCUAGACCUCCCAGACUCUAUGGUCUUCCCAAAAUCCAUAAAGAAGGCACCCCGCUACGACCCAUCGUGUCGACGAUAAACUCUCCUACGUACAAACUAGCCCGUUUUCUAUCAGAUACUCUGCUCCCCUUCACAGGCAAGACCUCUUCGGCAGUACUCAACUCAACCCAAUUAGUCUCUAUGGUUAAGGACAUGGUACUAUCUCCUGAUGACAUCCUCGUCAGCUUUGAUGUAGUAUCUUUGUUCACCAAAGUCCCAGUACCGGACACCCUAACAAUAAUUGAGGACUUAGUCCAACAUGGAUUGAAUUCUGAUGUACCUGCGCUGGUUAGGCAUUGCCUCACCAACACCUAUUUUACCUGGAAUGGCACCUUCUACAAACAGAAUGAGGGUACCCCUAUGGGCUCCCCCUUGUCACCAGUUAUAGCCAACAUGUUCAUGGAAAAGUUUGAAUCAGACGCCAUCCAGACAUCCACCCUGCGUCUCCUGUGGAAGAGGUAUGUGGAUGACACUUUCGUCAUCUGGCCACAUGGCCUCCCAGCAUUGAACCACUUCUUGGACCACAUCAAUUCUAGACACCCAUCCAUCAGAUUCACCAUGGAAGUGGAGAAAGACGGUAAACUACCAUUCUUGGAUAUUCUGUUUGAGAGGAGGCCUGACGGAUCCUUGGGACAUUCUGUCUACAGGAAAGCCACCCACACAGAUUCCUACUUGAAACCGGAUUCCCACCACCACCCAUCUCAAAAGAAUUCUCUCAUCAAAACGCUAUACCACAGAGCCCAUGGCAUUUCUGACCAACACCACCUGGCCGGUUGA
Molecule: messenger RNA, 1467 nt
Organism: Callorhinchus milii (elephant shark)
Lineage: Eukaryota; Metazoa; Chordata; Chondrichthyes; Chimaeriformes; Callorhinchidae
Source: RefSeq, a predicted model, not a curated record